GCCGCUAUAAAGGGGCCGCGGGGCUCGGCCGCGGCAGCAGCGCUCAGCACCCCGCGCCCACCAUGGUCCCCCGGGCCCUGCUGCUGCUGCUGCUGCUGCCGCCGCUGCUACUCGGGGGCUCCGCCGCGCUCCCCGCGCCCCGCAGGGCCCGGCGACACUCGGAUGGGAUGUUCACGAGCGAGCUGAGCCGCCUGCGGGAGAGCGCGCGUCUGCAGCGGCUGCUCCAGGGCCUGGUGGGCAAGCGCAGCGAGCAUGACCCAGAGAACACCACCACCUGGAACACUUCGGCCGAGGGCCGCCUCUGCCUGCCCGGCCGGCCGGACACGCCCACCCUGCAGGCCUGGAUGCCCCCGAGUGCCCCCCUGGCUCAGGCCAGGUCUCCUUAGCUGCCUCCUGGAUGGAGACCUGGGGUCAUGGUUUCAGAGCCGGGCAUCCCUGCUGCUGAGAGGACUGGAUGAGGCCCUGAGGACCAAGGAGCCUGUCUCCACGCACAAGGGGAGCGGAGCCUGG
Molecule: messenger RNA, 510 nt
Organism: Diceros bicornis minor
Lineage: Eukaryota; Metazoa; Chordata; Mammalia; Perissodactyla; Rhinocerotidae
Gene: SCT
Product: secretin
Biological process (GO): brain development; positive regulation of pancreatic juice secretion; positive regulation of somatostatin secretion
Cellular component (GO): extracellular region
Molecular function (GO): hormone activity
Source: RefSeq, a predicted model, not a curated record